Auxenochlorella protothecoides is the source of this 675-nucleotide messenger RNA. RefSeq lists its product as hypothetical. The transcript has 5 exons. The record is from RefSeq and is a predicted model, not a curated record. The coding region runs from base 1 to 675 and encodes 224 amino acids. NCBI's taxonomy places the organism in Eukaryota, Viridiplantae, Chlorophyta, Trebouxiophyceae, Chlorellales, Chlorellaceae.
AUGCGGUCUCCUAAUGGGGGUGGAGUCAGGCCUCGCCGGGGAGCCUCGGGCUCGGAGGCGUCCAUCAGUCUGGACCCCCGGCACUACGUUUACGGAGACCCCACCCCCUCCCAACAGCUUCGUCUGAGCAUGGAGUGGGAGAGCAUGCGCGGGUGUGGCAUGCCGGGCCUGGCACAAGUGUCGGCGCCCUGGGCCCCGGACACCGACGACCUUCCCCUGUGCUGGGAGGGGGUUGAGGGAGACGCCUUCGAUCUGGAGGCCAUUCUCACUGCCAGCCACCAGGGCGUCCUGGAGCUGGAACGCAGCGUCAAAGACUCUGAUGAAGACGAUGAGGCUGACGACGAGGUUGCCCUGCUCUUCACGCCCGCAGCCAGUCCCAUCACGAAGGAGCAGAGCUACAUGUCCCUCCCGCUUGCAGGGUGCAAGCCGGUGAAGCGUGGCGCCGAGGCUGAAGCCCACGACCGACCUGCCACACCCCCGAGUGCCGCCUCCUCCGAGACCAUCUUCAGCAGCGACAGGGCCCUGAAGCGCUGCCGCCUGGCGCCGCUGGAGGGUCCCAGCCGGCUGGGCCUCACCAUGGACCACCAGUCGGCAGCUGACUCCAUCAACGCCAUGCUGGGCACGCUGGGAACCGGACCCAAGGCCCACGCCCGGCAGAUCAGGGCCGAGGACUGA